Molecule: messenger RNA, 664 nt
Organism: Plectropomus leopardus (leopard coralgrouper)
Lineage: Eukaryota; Metazoa; Chordata; Actinopteri; Perciformes; Serranidae
Source: RefSeq, a predicted model, not a curated record
AUUUUGCAGCACAUCAAAAACAUCCAUUUUAAAACAAAGGAAGGAGAUGAAGUUUACUUUAAUGAAAAUGGAGACCCUGCAGCAAAGUAUGAAAUAAUAAACUGGCAGCCUACAAAAAGUGGCAUUGUUGACUUUGUUACAGUGCCUGUGUCAGUUUGCAGUGAGAAGUGUCCUCCAGGAACUCGCAAGGUUCUCCAGAAAGGAAAGCCUGUCUGCUGCUAUGACUGUAUAAGAUGUGCAGAGGGAGAAAUAAGCAAUAUAACAGAUUCUAUCACAUGUGUGCAAUGCCACCCUGAGUUCUGGUCAAAUCAGAGAAGAGAUGCCUGUGUAAAGAAGGAGGCAGAGUUUCUGUCUUAUGAGGAGAUAAUGGGAGUGCUGCUCACUGCUGCAUCAUUUUUUGGAACAUGCAUCACUGCUGUUGUGGCCUUCAUUUUCUUCAGAUACAGGAGAACUCCGAUUGUCAGGGCCAACAACUCUGAGCUGAGCUUCCUGCUGCUCUUCUCCUUGACUCUGUGUUUCCUGUGUUCUCUGACCUUCAUCGGUCGGCCCUCUGAGUGGUCCUGCAUGCUGCGACACACAGCUUUCGGCAUCACCUUUGUUCUCUGUAUCUCAUGUGUUCUGGGGAAAACUAUAGUGGUGUUAAUGGCCUUCAGGGCAACACUUC